This is a messenger RNA of Pimephales promelas (fathead minnow), 1068 nucleotides long. RefSeq lists its product as uncharacterized. NCBI's taxonomy places the organism in Eukaryota, Metazoa, Chordata, Actinopteri, Cypriniformes, Leuciscidae. The record is from RefSeq and is a predicted model, not a curated record.
GCUGAGCUUAUUGUCAUUCACCCUCUUUAGUCGUAUCGUGGAGAGCAGAAGACGAGCAUCACCGGAGAGCAAAACUUGUGGAUAUUUGAGAUAGCCAUGGUCACGCGCACGCGGUUUUCACUGCUGGUCCUUGCUUUCAUGGCUAUUACUAUAGGAGUACAGUGCCGGUCGUUUCGUUCACAGCUUCGCAAGGUGACAUCGUUUCAAGGAGAGCGUAAAAUCCGUAUUGGACACGUCCACCGACGGAGCCGUCGCGAACCGGGAUCCGAGCACGACCAGUGCGCGCUCCUGAGCGCACCGUGGACGGAGAGCACCAGUCCGCUUGGGGACUGGGGCCAGAUGUACCGUCUGAAGAUAUUAUCGACGAUGAGCGAUGGUCCACGUCGUGCUGUUUUUCCAGAACAAGCCCUCUUCAGAUUCGUUAGACGGGUGUAUCGGUGUUGUCAAGUGGGGUACCACUGUGGAAGUGUCAAGGGAAUACAAGGCGGAAAAAUUGGAGACUCCAACAUUGAGUUUCUGCUUGGCGAAGAUGUGCUGUCGGCCCCAUUGGAGAAAGCGGAAGUUCAUUUUCACUUUUCGAACCCCAAACACCUCAACAUCCAACCUGUGCUCCCCUCACUGGAGAAACGAGGCUUCCCUACCAGGUACAGUGUCUGGUUUCGAGAUGGUGUCGUGGAGCUGAGAGUAGAUCUUCUCGCCCUCUUCCAGGCUCUGCAGCGGGCGAUCGGAGGAUCCAGCAGAGGCCCGAGCCUGAUGGAAAUGCAUCGGGUGAGGGGCUUGCCCAGACCAGGGGCCGUUGUCCGAAAGCAAAGACCCCCAUCUCUUCAAGACACAGUGCCUGUAUUGUGGGGGGAGGUAAAUGAGGGCAGGGAGGGUGCCGCCCCCCUGCAGCCCUCUUUAGAGCUGGGACUGGCUUUACACUGCAGCUCAGUGGACAAUAUCGCACAGCCCUGUCAAAAUUACGGUGUGCAUCUAGAACAUGCACCCUUCAUCGCUCUGACGUACAGAUAGCAAGACGUUCGCAAACCGUAUUGAACAGUGAUUUUAGCAAAUACAUUUAGAAAUUGC